UUAUUUGUUAUUGAAUGUAAGAAGUAAGAGGCUCGUUGAUUAUUCAACCAAGUGCUGUUCUCCACUACAUAUUUACAUUAACGGAUAUGGCAAUUUUUUCUUGCAUUCCGUUUCUCAUCGGUUUAUCCAUAUCUAUCGCAACAUGUUCGUCACCAGAACCAGAUCCUAAAAGUACAUAUUUCGAAAAUUUUUCGAAAGGACUUGCCGAAAUGGAACGAAUCGCGUCUGAAUAUGAAUACAAAGAAAAAAAUUUUGAAGAUGAAAAACGUAAUGUAACAGCUUCCAAAGAAUUCGAUUUUAUAAUUAUUGGAGCGGGACCUUCUGGCGCGGCUUUGGCAAACAGACUUUCAGAAGUACCAGAAUGGAAGGUACUACUUUUAGAGGCGGGUUACGUGGAAACUACAAUAUCUCAAACGCCUUCAAUGUCCAAAUAUCUACAGACGACGCCUUACGAUUGGAGCUAUACAACCACGGAACAGAAACAUUCGUGUUUAGGUAUGGAAAACAAUAAAUGUUCUAUCAAAUAUGGAAAAGUCCUUGGCGGUAUCACGUCGGUCGAUAACAUGAUUUACACUAGAGGAAAUCAUAAAGAUUACGAUAAAUGGGCCGAUCUCGGAUUAAAAAAAUGGUGUUGGAAUGACGUAUUACCUUAUUUCAAGAAAAUUGAAGAUUUCCACGUUCCAGAUUUCGACAGAAAACAUCACACUUUAGGUGGCCCCGUAUAUGUGGAACAUUUCCAUCAUUCCAAUGGAUUAGGGAAACAUAUUUUGGAGGCGGCUCACGAAUUAAACAUAAAAACAAUCGAUUAUAAUGGUAAAGAACAACUAGGAGUAUCUCUACCUCAAGCAACUACACGCGACGGUCAUAGAAACAGUGUUGCUCAAACGUAUCUAGCUCAAACCGUGACUAGGCCGAACUUAGAGGUACUUCUAGGAGCUCAAGCUCUACAAAUAUUGAUCAGUCCGCAUACAAAGGAAGCCUACGGAGUGAAAUUUUUACAAGAAGGUCAUUUAUUGGUAGGCAAAGCUACUAAAGAAAUUAUUUUGGCAGCUGGAUCAGUGAAUACACCACAAUUACUUUUACUUUCAGGUAUUGGACCGAAAGAGCAGCUUGAGGCCUUAAAAAUUGAACCAGUAGCCGAUUUAAACGUUGGUAGUAGUUUGAAAGAUCAAAUGAGUUUUAUAGGACUCAACUUUCACUAUAACGAAAGCUUUAAAAUACCUGAUAAACAUGAAAUAGUUGAAGAAUUUUUGAAACACGCUAAAGGUCCUUUAACAACACCCGGUAUUGAAGCUAUAGGGUUCUUAAAAACGGAAGCAUCGAAAGAAAGUUUGGAUUAUCCUGACAUACAGUUUCUAGUAACAAAAGACGAUCUUGAAAACGGUGAGCAAUUCCAACGUACUAAUCGUAUCAAAAAAGAAAUCCACGACGAAAUAUACCCCAAAUCAAAUUUUUUCAACGUGGAAGUAACCCUCCUUCAUCCAAAAUCGAUUGGGGAUAUAAAACUCCACGAUAACGAUCCCCUUCACCAUCCUCUAAUCAACACCAAUUCUUUAACCGAUUUCGAUGAUCGAGAUAUCGAUUCUUUGGUUGCGGGAAUAAAAAAAGCGAUCGAAUUAGCGAAAACUGAUACUUUACAAAAAUUAGACGUUCAUCUUAGCGAUAAUCACAUACCCGGUUGCGAUAAAAACAAUCACGAUGAAUAUUGGAAAUGCGCUGUAAGACAUUUGGCUGUUAAUAAAGGACAUAUCACUGGAACCGCUAAAAUGGGUACAGAAGAAGAUGAAAAUGCCGUAGUAGAUGAAAAUUUGAAAGUCAGGGGAAUACACAAAUUGAGAGUAGCUGAUGCCAGUGUGAUACCUGUAACUAUUUCGGGAAAUUUGGUUGCCCCAUCGAUUAUGAUCGGAGAAAAAGCUGCAGAUUUGAUAAAGGAUGAAUGGAAAUAGACUACUCGAUUAUUAUUCUCUAUUUUGAUAUACGAAAUUAAAUAUUAAGAAAAAAAA
Diorhabda sublineata is the source of this 2003-nucleotide messenger RNA. RefSeq names its product glucose dehydrogenase [FAD, quinone]-like. The transcript is spliced from 7 exons. Gene Ontology annotation, molecular function: flavin adenine dinucleotide binding; oxidoreductase activity, acting on CH-OH group of donors. The coding region runs from base 87 to 1946 and encodes 619 amino acids. Lineage: Eukaryota; Metazoa; Arthropoda; Insecta; Coleoptera; Chrysomelidae. The record is from RefSeq and is a predicted model, not a curated record.